Messenger RNA from Protopolystoma xenopodis, 876 nucleotides. The record is from the annotation of a GenBank genome assembly. Lineage: Eukaryota; Metazoa; Platyhelminthes; Monogenea; Polystomatidea; Polystomatidae.
AUGUUCUAUUUGUAUUUGGCACCAUUGUUCUCACCUCAGCAAUAUGUCCUUGCCUGCGUCGAAGACAUCACUUACCAUCUGGUCCGUGUCGCUGGACGUCCGCUUGAUAGGCUUGACUCAAUCAAACCAGUUGGUGCAUCCGUGCCUGCUCCGCCUCUCUCCACUCCUCUCAAAGCGUCUUCAUUAUCUUUGGCCGCUGAUUUUGAACACUCUUUUUCCAGUGGCAGGCAAUCUCGACUGGGAUGUUGGCCAUUGUCAGCUUCCGACUCACUUUUGGCAGCUCCUAUUUCUGGAAUUUCCGUUAGUGUUGGCCACAACAAUGUAGAAUACAUUCCAACCGUAAAGAUCAGCACCAGCAACAAUAUAGCUAUCAGUAACAACUUAGCCAAUCCUGUUCAUAAUUCCUUUGAUCAAUCCAGCCUACCCACUUGCGACAGUACACAAUCUCCUUUACUCAAAACUCGACGUACGACCAAUGAGUCGACACCCGACUCUUUUGUACGCUUGGUUGGUCUUCAUUUGUCUCUAGACGCUGGCAUACAACCCUACGUGCAUCUUGGCCAACCCAUGACUACAGCUCAUAUCGCACAACACACUAAUCGUGUUGCCCCCUGUUCAAAUGGUAAUUUGUUUAAAGAUAUCCCUAGUCUAGAUGUCACUGCUGCAGAGAAGGAAGGAGAAACGUCUAAAAACAGACUAGGAGUUGACGGCUCUUCAACUAAAUGGUCUCCUGGAUCGGAAUAUGAGUCUACUGGAUCUAGUUCUAAACUCCAUCUUAUUGUUUAUUAUCAUGACGCGAUUGGGAUUCUCGACUUCAUUAUCUUAAAAAGUGUAUUCGACAAAUCUCUUCGGCAUAACUGGAAUCCAGGUGAUUAA